GCUUGCCCAUUUUCCAUCCUCUUUCCUUUCUCAUUGUCUCCGGUUCCCCGUGUUAUUGCCCAUCAUGUCUGGCCAGCAGUGUCUCCGCCGUCUACCCGUCGCCAUGCGCUCUGUCUCAGCUUUGCGCACCAGUGCGAGAGCCGUGAGCAAAACACCAGCUACACGCAGCUACUCUGCCAUCUCACGGGCGACUUCCUCUGGCCUCAUGAGCCAGGCUGCGAGACGGCCUGGACAGCUUUCGUCACAACGCCUAUGGAGCCUCGAGCAGACGCGAAGCUAUGCCGAUACAACGGUCAAGGUGCCGCAGAUGGCCGAGUCCAUUACGGAAGGAACCUUGAAGCAAUGGUCAAAACAGGUCGGCGAUUACGUUGAGCAGGACGAAGAAAUUGCUACCAUCGAGACGGACAAGAUUGACGUUUCCGUGAACGCGCCCGAAGCUGGUACCAUUAAAGAGUUCCUGGUCAAUGAGGAGGACACAGUCACCGUCGGACAAGAUCUCGUGAAGAUGGAGCCGGGCGGCGCGCCGUCGGGUGGAAGCAAGCAGGAGGCGAAGGAAGAGACAAAGGAACCUGCCUCGAAAGAGCAGGAGACUUCGUCACAGCCCUCAGGCGAACAGGAACAAUCUAAGCCAGCGGAGGAGAAAUCUGAGGCGCCGAAGCAAGAGUCCAAGCCGGAACCUACUAAGCAGGAGUCCAAGCCCCAGCCUCCCAAACAAGAGCCGAAGUCUCAGCCACCGAAAGAAGAGUCAAAGCAGGCUCAGCCCGGCAACCGGGAGGAGCGUCGUGUCAAGAUGAACCGCAUGCGCCUCCGCAUCGCCGAGCGCUUGAAGCAAUCGCAGAACACGGCCGCCUCCUUGACCACGUUCAAUGAAGUCGACAUGUCCGCCAUCAUGGAGUUCCGCAAACUCUACAAGGAUGAGAUCCUCAAGAACAAGGGCGUCAAGCUCGGUUUCAUGUCCGCCUUCUCUCGCGCCUGCAUCCUCGCCAUGCGUGAUAUACCCGCUGUCAAUGCUUCCAUCGAAGGCCCGAACGGUGGUGAUACUAUCGUCUAUCGCGACUAUGUUGACGUAUCGGUUGCCGUUGCCACCGAGAAGGGUCUUGUUACACCUGUUGUUCGCAACGCAGAGAGUCUGGAUUUGGUGGGUAUUGAGAAGGCAAUCGCAGAGCUGGGCAAAAAGGCGCGCGAUAACAAACUCACGAUUGAGGACAUGGCUGGUGGCACAUUCACCAUCUCAAACGGCGGAGUCUUCGGAAGCUUGAUGGGCACUCCAAUUAUCAACCUCCCGCAGACGGCUGUUCUUGGUCUCCAUGCAAUCAAGGACAAGCCUGUGGCCAUCAAUGGAAAGGUGGAAAUUAGGCCGAUGAUGUACCUCGCACUCACAUACGACCACCGACUUCUUGACGGCCGGGAGGCUGUUACCUUCUUGGUAAAGAUCAAGGAGUAUAUUGAGGACCCCCGAAAAAUGCUGCUCUAGUUUCCCUCAUUGGGAUCUUUGAAUCUAUUUGUAUAUCCCCGUGUAGGGCUGUUUGCCGAAGGAUGAUGCGUGCGUGCAAGGGAGAGGGGUCGGGAAUGACCGGGCUGGGAUUUGGUUCUUGUAUAUGCGUGGAAUGGAUUGGCUUGCAUCAGCUCGAGGACAAAAGUGGUCGGUGUAUGAUUAGGUAGUUUAGCGCAUAAUGAGCGUUCUACAUACUCUCUUUAUCAGCUGAUUUGUUGUGCGUUGUGCAUGUCCAAAAUCAUCUUCCUUUGUUCCGCGUUUAGCAUGUAGUUGAAUUUCUGGACGAUGAAUAUAUUGC
Messenger RNA from Cucurbitaria berberidis CBS 394.84, 1793 nucleotides. RefSeq names its product dihydrolipoyllysine-residue succinyltransferase component of 2-oxoglutarate dehydrogenase-like protein complex. Lineage: Eukaryota; Fungi; Ascomycota; Dothideomycetes; Pleosporales; Cucurbitariaceae. The transcript has 6 exons. The record is from RefSeq and is a predicted model, not a curated record. Gene Ontology annotation, biological process: tricarboxylic acid cycle. Gene Ontology annotation, molecular function: dihydrolipoyllysine-residue succinyltransferase activity. Bases 65 to 1474 code for a protein of 469 amino acids. Gene Ontology annotation, cellular component: oxoglutarate dehydrogenase complex.